GUUUGUGGUGUACUGCCAGUGCUGCUGCUGCUGUCAAAAUGGUUGACCAAUAGGCUCCAAGGAGAGGCGGGGCUUUGCCUGUCAUAGACACGUGUACCGGGAAGUAGGAAGUAAAUACAGAGGAGUCGAGGUGCCAGUGGAAACAACUCUGGCACCAUGCUCGAAGGCUACAGCCCUGUGACCCAGGCCCUGCUGGGGACUCUGUUCACCUGGGGUCUAACCGCAGCUGGAGCCGCUCUCGUGUUCGUCUUCUCCAGCCGACAGAAGCGCAUCUUGGAUGGAAGUUUAGGCUUUGCAGCUGGGGUAAUGUUGGCUGCUUCCUAUUGGUCGUUACUUGCGCCGGCGAUUGCCAUGGCAGAGGAUUCUGGGAAAUACGGGUCAUUUGCUUUUGUGCCUGUGGCUGUGGGAUUCACACUUGGGGCAGCCUUUGUUUAUUUUGCUGACCUGGCCAUGCCCCUACUGGGUGUGGGUGCAGACCCUCACACUGCCUUGGCCCUGCCCCCUGACUCCAAGCUGAAAGCAGAGCAGCCCUCGUUCCAGCACCUGGACUCUGAUGAGAUGACCAUCAGGAUAGGUAGAGCUGGACCCCUCUCAGAUAAAUUAGAGAAUGGAGAUGUUCACCAGAGGAGGAGAGGACCUCAAUCGGGCAGCUCAGAUGAACAAGAAACAGGAAGUAAACAACAGGAAGGGGUCGGGCAUACAGGAAGCAGAUGGCGACGCAUUCUUCUCCUCAUCCUUGCCAUCACCAUCCACAACAUCCCAGAGGGUUUAGCUGUCGGGGUUGGAUUUGGAGCCAUUGGAAAGACAUCAUCUGCUACUUUUGAGAGUGCCAGAAAUUUGGCCAUUGGUAUUGGCAUCCAGAAUUUCCCAGAGGGCUUGGCAGUGAGCCUUCCACUCCGGGGUUCAGGGGUCUCAACGUGGACGGCCUUCUGGUAUGGCCAGUUAAGUGGCAUGGUAGAGCCUAUUGCUGGGUUGCUGGGCGCUGUCGCUGUGGUUAUGGCAGAACCCCUGCUGCCGUACGCGUUGGCAUUUGCUGCCGGGGCAAUGGUCUACGUGGUGGUGGAUGACAUCAUACCAGAGGCUCAAGUCAGUGGAAAUGGGAAACUGGCAUCCUGGACCUCCAUCCUGGGCUUCGUAGUGAUGAUGUCACUCGAUGUGGGCCUAGGCUGAGGUCACCAUGAUGACCAGCACCCUCAAUGGCCAUGAUGUCAUGACAGUGAUGCUGACCUCAGUUUUAAAAAGGGGACCAAAUGAAGUGUUUUAUUCUGAAACACUGUUUAUCUAUUUUGAAUUGUUGCUACUUGAAAUAUAUUCAUUCAAUAACAGAAACACAGAACUAUUUUGUUAAACAUGUCAGGAUGACUGUACUACAAUUAUCUUUAAUGUGCGGCAGAUAUCUCACUUAGGAAUGAAUUCAUAAAUAUUUAAGGAAUAUACUCCUGACUGGAGAGGUUGUGAAUGUUUUUUGAGAAAAAGCAGCUUUUUCAGUUUUUCUUUUUUGAAAGAUUGUUUUAAAUCACAACUGUCAGUUAAAUGAAUGUUAUUUUUUACUUUUUCCAGUUUUUGUAUUUCUUCACAAUGGCAAUACUUGAAGUCUGGUGUUAGUUUUUUUUUUUUUUUUUUAAUGGGGCUACAAAUGCAAAUUUAGAUUUUGCUUAUUUUAUUCUUCAGGGCACAGUGUGAGUAUGGUGUACUGAAACAUGCAAUUCCAAAUGUGACUUUUCCAACCUACAUGUUCUUCAUCCCUCUGUAUAAUUAGGAGAUUUAUAAGGAUUAAUUGACAGUAAGUUGACUCGUUCAGAUAACAUACUUACAUAAUUUACUUUAUUUUCUUCUGUAACAACCUGAAAACAAAUCAUACAGUCUCCUGCCAUUUACAGGUUAGAAUCACAUGUUGUGCUCCAUGUCUAAUUAUUUAAAUGCUUAAGUUCUGAAUGCUGAAUUAUGUGAAAGUAUUUAUAUAAUUAAACAACCAAGUGAUUCUCA
Molecule: messenger RNA, 1986 nt
Organism: Lates calcarifer (barramundi perch)
Lineage: Eukaryota; Metazoa; Chordata; Actinopteri; Centropomidae
Product: zinc transporter ZIP11
Exons: 10
Coding region: 157-1170 (337 amino acids)
Biological process (GO): zinc ion transmembrane transport
Cellular component (GO): membrane
Molecular function (GO): zinc ion transmembrane transporter activity
Source: RefSeq, a predicted model, not a curated record